AUGCUACCAUAUCCUGAGAGUUCAGAUUCAGAAUCUGAAAACGAAUCUAACAAUUCUGAAGAUGUUAGUGAUGAAGAUAAUGAUGACGAAAAUGAAGAUAAUGCUGAUGAAAAUGACGACGCUGAUGAUGAAAACGAUGUUCAAGAAAUUGUUGAAAAAUUGUUAUCGUACCAUGAAGUUAAAAAAAGUUACUCUAACACUCAGAAACGUUUGCAAGAAGAUCAUGUAUACGAUUGGACAGAUGGAGAGAAAAAGUAUGAUGAAAUUCCAUCUAAUAAAUAUUUGUUAAAAGAUAAAGAUCGUAAAAUGAUUGCUAAUAGUACCCCUGUUGAAUUAUUUGAAAUGUUCUUUUGUAAAAAUAUAAAAGAAUAUAUCAUUGAAGCUUCAAAAUUUAACGGUUUAGAUAUAACAAUAGAAGAACUAAAUAAAUUUGUUGCCAUUAUUAUUCUUUCUGCGUUCAACAAAAGAAUAUCUGAAAAAGAUUAUUGGUCCAAAAAUGAGUUACUCGAGUCCCCAGUAGUUAGAUCAUUGAUGUCGUUGAAAAAGUUUUUGAAAAUCAAAUCAAAAAUCAAAUGCUCCAAACCUACAGAUAAAAAUAAAAAAGAUCGUGCUUGGAGAGUUAGAGCUAUAUUAGAAAUUUUUAGGAAAACUAUAAAACAGUUUGGUUUUUUUCAGACAGGACGAAAUGAUAAUUAA
Molecule: messenger RNA, 696 nt
Organism: Phymastichus coffea
Lineage: Eukaryota; Metazoa; Arthropoda; Insecta; Hymenoptera; Eulophidae
Product: ribosomal RNA processing protein 36 homolog
Exons: 1
Coding region: 1-696 (231 amino acids)
Source: RefSeq, a predicted model, not a curated record